Trichogramma pretiosum is the source of this 5778-nucleotide messenger RNA. RefSeq names its product catenin delta-2 (gene p120ctn). Lineage: Eukaryota; Metazoa; Arthropoda; Insecta; Hymenoptera; Trichogrammatidae. Bases 1934 to 4735 code for a protein of 933 amino acids. Gene Ontology annotation, cellular component: cytoplasm; nucleus; adherens junction. The transcript is spliced from 13 exons. Gene Ontology annotation, biological process: cell-cell adhesion; cell-cell junction assembly. Gene Ontology annotation, molecular function: cadherin binding. The record is from RefSeq and is a predicted model, not a curated record.
UUAUACGCACGUACCCCGGCAGCGGAGCGCGGCUGUGGCGAGAUUUGCACGCGAAAAUUUCGCGACGAGACAGAGCGAGAGCAAAAGAUUCCCGACGCAGCGUAGCAGUAGGAGGAGGAGGAGGAAAGAGAAGAUCCUCUGCGGCUCGUCGUCAACAAUCGUUGGAUGCUCGCCCGUGCGUUUCAACGAUAACGAGAACUGCGGCAGCGACGACGAUUCAGCGGCGGCACCGCUGCUCCGCGAAUCUAUAUACACACAUCGUCGAGGGAAAAGUACAUUCCGGCCGCUGCACUCUCUGUCUCUCUCGUACUCGCACUCGCUCUCUCUUGCAAAGCUGAGUGUUCUGUGCCGUGCUGCUGGCUGGCUGGCUGGUGUGCUCGCAGCGCCCUUUUGCAUCGCGUACACACAUACACACCUUAGAGCGAGAGAUCUGCUGCUACUGCUGAUAGUGCAUAGUCUGCGCGACUCUGUGUAUCUCGUCGCGUGCAUCUGGCCACUUUCGGCCCGCUGCAUCCAGGUUCGCCCCCGAAACUCGGAAGAGAGCAAGAGAGUAUAAGAGAGAGAGACGGCCAAAGUUCACUGGACUCGCGGACAUGUGAUUCUGUGCGACGUUUCACUCCCACCGGGGCUGGCUACUGCUCUUUGCAGGCCGCGCGACGACUCCAGUAGUGUUGGCGUGUGCAUAAAUGCUCUGUGUAUACUCGUCGCCGUCGUGGGUUGACGCACACACGCGCGAGCGUAGCGCACACAUAUUGUGAUAUACGCACACCUUGCGCGAAUCCGCACGGUGUCGUAUUAAAGCAGUUAACGACUCGUCGUCUUGGCGAAUAUAUCUCUGCCGCGAGUGUUUCGUAGUGUGUGAUCGCCAUGCGAGGCGCGAGUGAGAGGUAAAAAAGCAAGAAUCGAGCAGCAGCAGCAGCAACGAGCCGAGAGGCCACGUAACGCGCGCGUGUGUGUCGCUAUUUCGCCUCGCAGGUAUAUAAUAUCGCGGCGGAGCGAGAGGAGAGAAGGAAUGAGCUGCUAACGUCGUAUAGUAUCCAGCUCUUACUACGUAUACGGCAGAGAGCUGCUGCUACUACUCUGUACACACGUACACACACACACUUACACACGUACGCGUAUUCUGCCGAGCGGCUACUACUACGCGACUUACUACUACUGUACGCACGGCGACUCCAGUCUGCCUGCCAGCCAGCAAGCCAGUUGUGCGGACUGCGAAAUCGGAGUCGCGUGCCGACUGUGCUGCACCUCGUUCACAUUAUAUAGAUAAUAGUACUCGUGCUUCAUCCGCCAGUGUGACUUGUGCCUCGUCCAAUACGUAUAGUGCAUCGAGAUUGUAUACAUAUAAUAUACGUGCGAGAGGAAGAAAAGAGUGUUGAUGCGGCCCCGCGGACGGCGCUUCCGCGACGCGCGAUAGUAGUCGUAGUAGUCAGCUCGCUGCAGCGGCGGCUGCUCCGCCGUGCUAAUACACGCACCGAUGAUAUGUCAUCGGGAGAAAGUCCAUGAGGAGACAUGGGCUGCCGUGGAUUUUGCCAUUGCGAAAAGUGUGCUAUAGUCUUCUCGUCGUCGUUGGAAAAAGUAGCCCGAAUCAGCAGCAGCAGCAGCAGUAGAGGUAGCCGGACAGGAGCUGAGGCUGCUCCUCGCGACAACAUUGCAACGUGAGACACGACAACGAUUACUCUCUGCCAGUGCACAGUGCCUAUUAUCAAUAGUUAAAGCAGCAGCAGCUGAAAAGCUCCCCCAAAGAUGACAGCCUCGUCGUGGAAGACGUGAGAGGUGUCCUCCUCCGCCUUCCUCCCUAGUCUUGACAUUCUUCGGGACAGUUACCUUCUUCUUCUUCUUCUUCUCAGUUGGAGCAGCAGAGGCAGAAGCGAAAGCAACGACAGCAGCAGCAGCAGCAGUUUUACGCAAUAACCUUUCGUCAGCCUUUGGCAUGUCAAAUAAUCAUCUCGUUGAUUCUUGCUUACGAGUACUUCACGAAAACGGAUCAGACAUGCCGCAAUACACGGGACAAGGUGAAAGCGAUUAUCACGGGAGCAACGGACAAGCAGAUACACAUUCCAUACACUCGUCGCAUCUGUCGGUGCAGGACGAUCCUCUACUCAUAAGGAGCCACAAGCAGCAGACGUCUCAGCAGGUGACGACGGUGACGAAAGUCGUGCGCGAGGUGUCGCACAUGGAGCCAGAUCCAGGCGUGGUGAAUUACGUCACGAUGCCGCUCAUGUCCCAGGGCGACUAUCAUCAUCAGGCGGCCGGCGAUCCGCGCUACGGCGUCGCGGCCGAUCCCUACAUGGUCAAUUUCGACCACUACGACCCGUACUCGAUGGGCUAUCCGCCGCAGCCGGGCUAUCCGGCGCCUCACGGUACCUAUCAUCAAGCGCCCACUCCUACUUCUUCUAAUCCGCCUCAUUCGCCCCGCAGCCCCCAUCCCACUCCCUCGGAGCACAGUCGUGCCUCGCCCCUAACCCCGCACGAUCAAAUUAGCAACUCGUGGAACAUGGACGACGCGGGCGAGCCGUCGCAGCACCCGAUCGACGAAGGCAAAGUGGCCUACGGUUACGUGUCGCCCUCGCCCUACGGUCCGGUGACCUACGGCACCGCAGGCAUGGGAGGACUCGCGGCCGAACUGGGCCCGGGCUACGAGGACGGAGUCGUGGUCGGCAUGGCUGGCGCAAGCAUCUACGAGGACGAUCUGCACCUGCAGAGACUGAAGGCCGCGCGGCACAUGGGCCCCGGCCCCGGCAUGGUGUCGCCGCUCGACGAGCUCGAGCCCGGCGGCGGCCAGAAGAUGCGCUGGAGAGAUCCGACCCUGGCCGAGGUCAUCGGCUUCCUCAGCAAUCCCGACAAUGUCAUCAAGGCGAACGCGGCGGCCUACCUGCAGCAUCUCUGCUACAUGGACGAUCCCAACAAACAGAAGACGCGCAGCCUCGGCGGCAUACCGCCGCUGGUGGCCCUGCUGCAGUCCGAGAGCCCCGACGUCUACCGGAACGCCUGCGGCGCUCUGCGAAAUCUCUCGUACGGACGGCAGAACGACGAGAACAAGCGAGCCAUCAAGAACGCGGGCGGCGUGCCGGCGCUCAUAGCGCUGCUGCGGCGCAUCUCGGACUCGGACGUGAAGGAGCUCGUCACGGGCGUCCUGUGGAACCUGUCGUCCUGCGAGGAUCUCAAAAAGUCCAUCAUCGACGACGGCGUGACGCUGGUGGUGAACAACAUCAUCAUACCGCACAGCGGCUGGGAGCCCAGCGCCGGCUCCGGCGAGACCUGCUGGUCUACGGUCUUUCGCAAUGCCUCGGGCGUGCUGCGCAACGUCUCGAGCGCCGGGGAGUACGCGCGCAAGAAGCUGCGGGAAUGCGACGGACUGGUGGACGCGCUGCUCUACGUCGUGCGCUCGGCCAUCGACAAAUCCAAUAUCGGCAACAAGAUCGUCGAGAAUUGCGUCUGCAUACUGCGCAAUCUCAGCUACAGAUGCCAAGAGGUCGAGGAUCCCAAUUACGACAAGCAUCCCAUUCAGCCCAAUGUGCAAAAUAGGGUCGCCGCACCGGCUAAAGGUGAGAAUUUGGGAUGCUUCGGUGGCAGCAAAAAGAAAAAGGAUGGACAGCCCGUACAAAAGGAGACGAGUAUGACUAGGACUACGAGUCCGAGGACAGAACCAGUCAAGGGCAUGGAGUUGCUCUGGCAACCCGAAGUAGUCCAGUCUUAUUUAAGCCUCUUGCACAACUGUUCGAAUCCAGAAACUCUUGAAGCAGCGGCUGGAGCAUUACAGAAUCUUGCUGCUUGCUACUGGCAGCCCAGCAUAGAAAUUCGAGCAGCGGUUCGAAAAGAAAAAGGACUUCCUAUUCUUGUUGAACUUUUGAGAAUGGAGGUCGACCGAGUAGUUUGCGCAGUAGCAACGGCCCUGCGAAAUUUAGCCAUAGACCAACGUAACAAAGAGCUUAUAGGAAAGUAUGCAAUGAGGGAUCUCAUUCAGAAAUUGCCUUCAGGAAAUAAUCAACACGACCAAGGCACCAGUGACGAUACAAUCGCUGCUGUUUUAGCGACUUUGAACGAAGUAAUUAAGAAAAAUGCCGAGUUUUCGAGGUCGCUUUUGGACGCUGGUGGUGUCGAAAGACUGAUGAACAUAACUAGACAAAGACAAAAAUAUACACCAAGGGUCUUGAAAUUUGCCGGUCAAGUAUUAUUUACGAUGUGGCAGCAUCAAGAGUUGAGAGACGUGUAUAAAAAACAUGGCUGGAAAGAGCAAGAUUUUGUAACAAAAACGGUUGCAGCUAGAAAUUCAGGCCCGAAUUCGCCUAACAAUGCCAACAGUUAUGAUUGCAGUACGCUGAAUCGACCUAUGGCAAGCCAAGGCAGUACGAGGUACGAAGACAGAACAAUUCAGAGAAGUACUGCAAACUCAAAUAAUGUUGGCCGACCGAAUAUUUAUCAAUCGCAACAAAAUGAAGAGAUCGCUAUGUCCGAUAUGCAGUACCCAAAACAAGGAAGUCACGCAGUACCUGCUGGUGGCGUAUGCGUGUUUCCUACGAAUCCACAGCCCAAACCCGGUGAACCACUCUACGCGCAAGUAAAUUUGGAGAAGAAAAAGAAAAGGCAAUACGAGCUAGGCCAAGGUCAAGCCGCCGCGGCAGCGGGCGGAGCCGUGGCCGGUGGUCAGUGGCUGGCCGACGGGAACCAAGACGGCGCAGCUAAUCAGGUGCAGCCGAGCAACACGGCACCAGCCGGCGACUCUUGGGUCUAGCGUCACGAGCAGCCCCAACACGGGGCGACGCUCAAUCAUCACGGAACGCUCACGCGUAGAAAGUAAAAUGACUUUUCCGAUGAGCCAUAUUAUUGACGAGCCACAAAAGAAAUGCUCAAGCAGAAAAAAGGGCAUGGCUCUUAUUUUAAACACCGUUUAUAUGUAUAUUAUAAAUUAUUAAUAAUGCAAACACAUCGUAACGGCGUUUGUAAUACGUACCUUAUCACUUAUAAUUACUCUCUGGACGAGCCUGCGUUUUAUAUAAAUAUAUUUAUGGACAAAAACACAUAUUCAAAAAUAUAUAUAUCCACUUUCGAAUAUGGUAUAUAUUAUAUGAUAUAUAUAGAUAGAGAUUGUACGAAUAUUAAACAUAACAAUACAUGUACACACUUUUCAUUUACGAAAACACAUAUGCAAAAUAUUUGCAAGCGUUUAAUUGUUAAUAGCGACGAAUUAUCAUUUGUAAAAUGAUUGAUGUAGGAAUUUUAAUUUUAAUUUAUGUGUAUUUACUAAAUCGUGUAACCAAUAGAUCAAAAAUGCUUGUCACGCUCGCUUUGUAAUUGAUAUCAUGUAUCAAAUCCACAACGAGCGCUACAAUAGUAUAACGAACGAUUCGUAACGUGUAUCGUUUCGUACUGAAUAGUUGUGGAUGUAACUUGUCGCGAAUCAUUUAGUAUUGUAACAUUUUACAAUUUAUCACGCCACAGAUUGUGUAAUUCGUGCUGUUCAAAGCGGAAAAUGAUAUGCAUGUACACAGGACUUUUUCAUUUUCAUGAUUAUGAGUGUAAUCACAGAUUUAAAACAUACUAGUAUGUAAAACGACAAAAAUCGUAUACAGGAGAUUUAUUUGUACAUUUCAAACGAACAUAUUAUUAUUAGCUUACUAUUAGACGAACGGUGAGGAAGAAAUAACCGAGUAGCUUUUUAAUAUUAUUGUUAAUUUUGGCGAUGAAAGAUUUCUAUAUAAUAUACUUUAAGAUGUACAUGUAUUAUCGGCAUUAAUGACAGAUACUAAAGAAUAAAAUGCCUAUAUAUAUAAAGCA